AAGAUCCUGGGUAUGCGAUCCAGCUGUGCAGGUGCACGGUCCAGAGGGGAAGGGGCGGGGAAGUUGCUGGAAGGUGCCUUUUGAGCUGCAAGAGCUUGGCAGAGGACAGGGCUUCAGGUCAAUGCGAGGUCGCUGGAAGUACAGGCUCAGCUUCCUGGUCAGAGCUCCUCACCACCUGUCCCUUCUGUGGCCCGGACUGCGGAUACCUCAACGCUCAGUACUCUGUGCUCGGUCCAGACCCAGAGCCAUGGCUAACUUCUCUUCCUCCUGGGAAAUGCCCCUGGUGGCUGUGUGCCAGGUAACAUCCACACCAGACAAGCAGCAGAACUUUAAAGCUUGUGCUGAGCUGGUUCGAGAGGCUGCCCGAUUGGGUGCUUGCCUGGCUUUCCUGCCAGAGGCAUUUGACUUCAUUGCACGGGACCCUGCGGAGACUCUACACCUGUCUGAGCCGCUGGGAGGGGCACUUUUGGGAGAAUAUGCCCAGCUUGCCAGGGAAUGUGGACUCUGGCUGUCCUUGGGCGGUUUCCACGAGCGUGGCCACGACUGGGAGCAGACUCAGAAAAUCUACAAUUGCCACGUGCUCCUGGACAGCGAGGGUGAGACCUCCCAACGCUUUCGUUUGCCUCUCGCCAAGCUCUUCUGCCUAAACGAAGGGUCAGUAGUGGCCACUUACAGGAAGACACACCUGUGUGACGUGGAGAUUCCAGGGCAGGGGCCCAUGCGUGAGAGCAACUCCACCAUGCCCGGGCCCAGGCUCGAGCUGCCCGUCAGGACACCAGCGGGCCAGGUGGGUCUGGCUAUCUGCUACGACAUGCGGUUCCCUGAACUCUCUCUGGCACUGGCUCAGGCUGGAGCAGAAAUACUUACCUACCCCUCAGCUUUCGGAUCUGUGACAGGUCCGGCCCACUGGGAGGUGCUGCUGCGGGCCCGUGCCAUCGAAACCCAGUGCUACGUUGUGGCAGCAGCUCAGUGUGGACGCCAUCACGAGAAGAGAGCGAGUUACGGCCACAGCAUGGUGGUGGACCCCUGGGGAACGGUGGUGGCCCGCUGCUCUGAGGGACCAGGCCUCUGCCUUGCCCGAAUCGACCUUGGUUACCUGCGACAGCUGCGCCAACACCUGCCUGUGUUCCAGCACCGCAGGCCUGACCUCUAUGGCAACCUAGGUCGCCCCCUGUGAGCUGGCGCUGCUGCGUGGUGUAGGUGGGACGCAGGCGCACCGCCCCUCACUGGGAGGACCGUGACCCUUCUGAAGGAACGCAGGCUCAGCUUCUUGGGAAAGUAGGAAGUCACCUAAGCUCAGAUUUUAGUUUCAAAAAGGUGGAAUUUUAUACAGUCACUGUUUAUUUCAUGAAAACUGAAAUUAUGCUGAGGGCUGAGCAGCACUAGCAUUGAAAAAAAUAUAAUCAUCAUAAAGUCUG
Phyllostomus hastatus (greater spear-nosed bat) is the source of this 1418-nucleotide messenger RNA. RefSeq names its product nitrilase 1 (gene NIT1). The transcript is spliced from 7 exons. The record is from RefSeq and is a predicted model, not a curated record. Gene Ontology annotation, molecular function: hydrolase activity, acting on carbon-nitrogen (but not peptide) bonds, in linear amides. Lineage: Eukaryota; Metazoa; Chordata; Mammalia; Chiroptera; Phyllostomidae. The coding region runs from base 122 to 1177 and encodes 351 amino acids.